AUGUCGCGGCAACUUCAAGGGCGGUGUACAUUUUGCGGAUGGGGCUAUGACAAAAUCGUCAAAGUCUUCGAGACCUUGAACGUUGACUUUUUCUACCUGGAAUAUGACACACCUCGCGCGAGGAGCUUUGAACUAUUGCAAUUUUACCCUAGAAACAAGGCUGUGGUGCUGGGCCUCGUUUCGACCAAGAAUGCUCAAGUCGAAGACCGGGACUACAUCAUGACUCGUCUUGAAGAGGCCGCGAGAUGCCUCGGUGAUACAAAGAAAGAGCGUAUCUCUAUCUCGCCAUGA
Molecule: messenger RNA, 291 nt
Organism: Dacryopinax primogenitus
Lineage: Eukaryota; Fungi; Basidiomycota; Dacrymycetes; Dacrymycetales; Dacrymycetaceae
Exons: 2
Coding region: 1-291 (96 amino acids)
Source: RefSeq, a predicted model, not a curated record